Messenger RNA from Alosa alosa (allis shad), 1622 nucleotides. Its product is annotated as cyclin-L2-like. Gene Ontology annotation, biological process: regulation of transcription by RNA polymerase II. Gene Ontology annotation, molecular function: cyclin-dependent protein serine/threonine kinase regulator activity. The transcript is spliced from 10 exons. Gene Ontology annotation, cellular component: nucleus. Lineage: Eukaryota; Metazoa; Chordata; Actinopteri; Clupeiformes; Clupeidae. The coding region runs from base 102 to 1487 and encodes 461 amino acids. The record is from RefSeq and is a predicted model, not a curated record.
UCCGACCAAUCAGAGGCCACCAGGAAGUUACAGGUUUUGCUAAGCUUGUUGUGCCUUCGCUAGAGUUCCUGCCCCUGAGCCUCGGUCUCUCCUUGCUCCUGAUGCCCUCCCUUGAGCACACAAUGGCGGCGGGAGAUAUGAGGCUGCCCGGGGAGGGGUUACUAAUUAAGGACAAAUUGUAUUCCGGAGUAAUGCUCACACUAGAGAAUUGUCUUUUACCAGCGGAGCAAUUAAGUCAAACCCCGUCGGCUGAGCACGGGCUGUCGGGGGAGACGGAGGAGCAGUUACGAAUCAGUGGCUGCGAAAGGAUACAGGCCGCAGGGAUACUACUUCGACUUCCACAGGUUGCCAUGGCCACUGGGCAGAUACUAUUCCAGAGGUUUUACUACUGCAAGUCAUUUGUACGGCACUGUGCAGAGACUGUUGCCAUGGCGUGUGUGCACCUGGCCUCGAAGAUUGAAGAAGAGCCAAGGAGGGUCCGUGAUGUGCUGAAUGUGUUCCACUUCCUGAAAGAGAGUAGAGGAGGCAAAGGGUACUACCCCAUGCCCUUGGAUGGCAGUUACAUCAACAUGAAGAGUCAGGUGAUCAAAGCGGAGAGAAGACUACUGAAGGAGCUGGGCUUCUGUGUGCAUGUCAAACACCCACACAAGAUCAUUGUGAUGUACCUGCAAGUUUUAGAAUGUGAAAAGAAUUCAGAACUAGUUCAGAUGGCGUGGAACUACAUGAAUGACAGUUUGAGGACAGACGUGUUUCUGAGGUUCAGAGCAGAGACUGUGGCCUGUGCCUGCAUCUACCUGUCCACCAGAUGCCUACAGAUCCCUCUACCAGAUGAGCCCCCAUGGUUCCUUUUAUUUGGGGCGAGGGAGGAGGACUUACGAGAUAUCUGUGGAAGGAUUCUGCACCUGUACACCCUCCCGAGUGUCCCUCUAUCCACCCUCCUGAAGCAGGUAGAGGAGACGCGUCAGGCCCUGGAUGCCCUCAGCAGCAAGGGGAAGCCCAGCAUGGCGAUGUCUGCUGCUGCCACCCCCAACUUGGAGCCAUUCAGUAGCUUCUCCCCUGCCUCCAAAGCCGCUUCCCCUGCGGAUGGUCGGCCCAAUCACGAGACUUCUCUCAACCAAGUGGCCCUGAAAAAUGCCUGUCGGAAACUAGCCAAUGGAGAUGAGCAAGAGCGACUUAGUCGCAGUGAAGAGAGAAGAGAAACCAAAAGCACUUCUCCCCCGAGACGCAGGCGCAGUCGCAGUGUUGCCUCCCCCCAUCACUCACUCUCUCCAGAGCGUCACAAAAAAGUCUCUCACAGAGAAAGGGAUGGAGAGAAGGACCGGUGGAGGGAUAGAGACAGAGAUAAAGACCGGAGUAGGGAGAAGAGUAGGGAGAGGGAAAGAGAGAAGGACAGAGAGAGAGACCGACAGAGGAAUCACCGAAGAGAGAGAGAAAGAGGGGAGAGAGAAGGACCCAGGAAGGAAGUUCGUUCGUCACACAGAAGAUGACCCUUCAGAUCAGAGGACCACAUUCCAAGAUGUAUUAUGGACCAAAAAUCAAGUUGUAAUUUUUUAAAACUUUAGACAAAAAGCUGUGACUUUCAUAAACAGUUUUUGUAAUAAAAAGUUGUCAUAUUUUAUGUU